Molecule: messenger RNA, 3570 nt
Organism: Trematomus bernacchii (emerald rockcod)
Lineage: Eukaryota; Metazoa; Chordata; Actinopteri; Perciformes; Nototheniidae
Product: serine/threonine-protein kinase dst1-like
Exons: 10
Coding region: 244-3345 (1033 amino acids)
Biological process (GO): intracellular signal transduction; protein phosphorylation
Cellular component (GO): cytoplasm; nucleus
Molecular function (GO): ATP binding; MAP kinase activity
Source: RefSeq, a predicted model, not a curated record
GCCACAGUGUCGAUUUCUACAGUGACGGUGAUACGACACACACACACACACACACACACACACACACACACACGCACACACACACACGCACACACACACAUGCACACACACACACAGCCACAGUGUCGAUUUCUACAGUGACGGUGAUACGACACACACACACACACACACCGGAGAACAACAACGUUACUCGAGUGUUUACGUUGGAAACGGGAGCGGAGGAAUUCACGUGUAAAAAGAGUUAUGGAGCGUUACGAGUCUCUGGGUCUGGUCGGAGAGGGAAGUUACGGCACCGUCCUGAAAUGUCGUCACCGAGAAUCCGGACGCCUCGUCGCCAUCAAGAAGUUUGUGGACUCGGACGACGACAAGACGGUGAAGAAGAUCGCCCUGAGGGAGAUCAAGCUGCUGAGGCAAUUGCGCCACGACAACCUGGUGAACCUCCUGGAGGUGUGGAAGCGCCGCCGCCGCUGGUACCUCGUGUUCGAGUUUGUGGAGCGAACGCUUCUGGACGAUCUGGAGCAGAACCCGACCGGACUGGACCUGAACACGAGCCGGCAGAUCCUGUUCCAGAUCCUGAGAGCCGCUGCCUUCUGCCACCAGCAAAAUAUAAUCCACCGUGACAUCAAACCAGAGAACAUCCUCAUCUCUCAGUGUGGUGUGGUGAAGAUGUGUGACUUUGGUUUCGCCCGGACCAUGACAUCUCCUGCUGAGGGGGGGGUUUACACUGACUACGUAGCCACUCGCUGGUACAGAGCGCCUGAACUGCUGGUGGGAGAUACCAAGUAUGGCAAAGCGGUAGAUGUUUGGGCUUUUGGGUGCCUGUUGCUGGAGAUGUUAACGGGUCAGCCUCUGUUCCCCGGAGACUCCGACCUGGACCAGAUUUACCACAUCGUCAGGUGCUUCGGUAACCUGACAGCUCAUCACCAGGAGUUGUUCUACAGGAAUCCCGGCUUUUCUGGAGUCAGACUUCCAGAAUAUUCUGACCGAGUCCCAUUGGAUCAGCGCUUUCCUACAAUCCCACCCACCGCCCUGGACCUGGCUCAGAGUUGUCUCCAGAUGGAUCCAGAAAGACGCGCCCAGUGUUCAGAACUGCUCGAACAUCCUCUGUUCACUCAGGACUCUUUCCACAUCAGAUUUUUGGACGAGUUGAAUGCAAAGAUCCAGAAAGACCACAGAGAAAACUCUACCCUUCCCAAAAUAACCAAAACCCCAAGACGAGAAAGGAACGAAGGUGAUGACAGGAACCGGAGAAGCAAAGAGAAGAAACAAACUGAAGAUCUGGACGAGAGAGGCAACAAGGAAAAGGAGAGGAAGGAAGAUGAGAAGAUGGAGAAAACUAAAGGAAAGCAAACUUCAAAGGUUUCUAAAACUAUUCAAAACCCUUCAGAGCCUCUAAUAUCAACCAAACAAUCCAAAACUUUAGGCGCAAAGAUUGAUAAUGUCGCAAAAACAUCUGUGCCCAUGAAAAGUAAACCAGGGAAAGUCACUGUUGGGGAUCAGAGAAAAGAACCUGAGGCGUCAAAAUCAACUAAAACCUUUACUUUGGAUUCAUUAGAGUCUACCAAGACUGCAACAGAUCUAAAGGACAAUAACACAUUGGUAGCGAAACAAGGAAAAGUUGCUUCUCUGGAAACAGAUGGAGGAUUCAGUGGCUUAGAGAUUGGUAGAUCUAUCAAAUCGGAGCUUAACCAAGACUUUGGGAAGAACUGGACCAACACAAAAGUGCUUAAAUUGUCUAAAACCUUAACUAGUGACCAUACAAUUGGGGUGUAUUCUCCAAAAGCAUCCUUAAAACCAACCCUUGAUCGUACAGACACUUCCUUAACACAGAAAAUGGGAAAGACCUCCAUUACAGAACACCCUGAAGGUGCUUCCACUUCUAAAAUAUCAAACGCUGAUCAAGUAGAGACAAGUUGGACACUUAAAUCGACUCAACCGUCAAGUAAUGACCACAUUAAGGUUGCUACCACAACUAUCCCUCCUGUCAACAAGCCAUGCAAGACGACUUCAGGGAAUCAGAACGAAACUUCAACCACAAACAAAGAGCAAAGAAAGACCUCUGAAGUCUUGCCUUUAAACUCAAAGACAUCUAAGACUACCUCAAACUCAAAAAUGACCAAAAACAACACAUUUUUGUGCAAUCCUUCAAAGACGCUUCUCUCAGAUAUUUCAAGGGAGUCCUCAACAGUUUUCAGAGAAGCCACUCCUGUCCAAAGCACGUUAACAACAGCUAAAGGAACCUCAAAGUUUCUCAAAACUGGCUCGUAUUCAGAUGCUAAACCAACAAGAGGCCUUCCAACGGACCGGGGACUUUCAGAAAUAUCAGCCAAAACUCAACAGGAUGUCAACGAGGCAAACAACUUUGAGAUUUACGAUGCUUCAAGUGGAGACUACAAGGAGAAUCCUGAAUCUUCUGAGCCCUCUAGUGUCUAUCAACUGAGGACUCCUACAUCCAAAACCACUGCAGAAUCCAGAACCACUGUGGCGAUUGAAAUCUCUGAAAGCAAUGCACCAUUAGGAACCAUUAUUCCAAAGACAUUGAAAGUAUCGGACAAAGAAAACAGAGAGGAUUUAGCGCUGUCUGUUUCCAUCAGUUCAACGACCACGUCUGUAGUUGACCAAAUCCCAAAGGUUGAACACUCUAACUACAAAUCCUUGAUCGGAGAACCCAAAAUGAAGCAUGGGUCUUUUAGCAACCACAGUAAGUCUGUCGCAACAAUGACCCUUAAGACUCAGAAAAUUACAUUUCCCACAGAGGCGAGAAAGAAAAGAGACAUCCCAGAAACAAAAGAUGGAUCAGCUGAUGCAGAUUCCACUCGUUUCAACUCUACGACUCCAGACCACAAAGCUUUGACACGAAGCUUCGUCUUCAACACGCCAGACGUUGAUGAGUUUAACAUCAGCAAACCCCAAUCCUCUCCACCUCCACCUCCUCCUGCACCCUCUUCCUCACCCCUGAUCCCCUCUUCACCAGUCGUCAAUCCACCCACCAGCGAUCACUUUUCCAUGGGGUCAGGUUUCCAUCCUGGGAACCACAGCCUUAGGUUUGCAGACAAGUCGAGGCAUCACGGUGGCGUCUACGGUCGACUGUCCAACCACAUGUCUGGAUCACUCACUGCACAGGUGUCGGACAAGAGCCAGACUUGUGAGCGCUCCUUAGUGUCCGAUAGGGGAAUUACAGCGACCAAGAAGAAGUCAGACGUCCAUUUCCCAGAUUUAAGAAGCUCAGGACUGCCAGAGAUCAGAGGAAGAGAAGGGAAACUCAACAAAGGCACUUCCAAGGAUCAGAGGAAGUCAGAAGCUCAGCAGCACGGACACACCAGUACCGACUCACAAACACCUUAAAAAAACAUUAUUUUCAGUCACAAAAAAACCCCAAAAAUAUUGAAAUAUCUUAAUUCAAAUCCAUGCAUUUUGUCAAUGACAGUUAAUCAAAUUUCCUCAGGUUUGUUUUAUUAUGUUGCACGAUUUUAAAGCAGUUAACGGGUCAUUCAUGUGUGAAUACUUUUUUAACACUAACAGAAAAUGUUUUUGACAGCAUAAAAAUAAUAAAAAACUUUAAAAAAUGAA